GCGCCGAUAGAAGAAAACGCAAUUAUUUCCUUAGUGUAGUUUAUUAAACAAAUGUUGCAGUAAACAAUAUAUAGAUUGUUAAACAAUCUAUUAUACGCAUCUCAUGUAUUUUGAGUACUACUUCUCUUGGCCAAACAUAAAAAUAUAUUUACAAAAUUCUUUUUAUUACAUUUUACCCCGACUGCACAACCAUCCGCUCGGUGUGUGUUUCUUUUAGCAAAUUGUGCGGUGGUGGGGACUGUGAAGCAUGUAUACGUGCCUAUAUUCAAUAAAUGCGAUUUUCACAACGUCUGUCGUUCGUCGAUGGCAUUUACAAAAUUACUUUAAAGAUUUUCUUUAAAAUAUGAGUAGAUAAGUUAGUUGCAUACGGUUUGUGAGCGAAGCGAGAGCUUCAUACGGAACGCGCAGAACUUUGUUGUAAUAUAGCCCCAAAGUGCUUUUUUAUAUUCGUUCGAAUCAACCAACCAACACGAACACACAUUUGUACAUGCGGUUCAACACCUAGUGGGCCAAGAGGCAGACCCCAACACUAAAGUGAAUAAAAAUGUACCUUAAGGGAAACUAUUUUGGUCACGUCUAUGCUAAUGAAUAAAAAAUUAAGAAAAGCAACAUAAAAAAUCAGAGAGAAAAAAUAAUUUUUUUCACACCACGUGCAUAUAAAGUGGAAAUGAGAAAUGAGAUUUCGCCGAUAUAAAGGAUGGGCUCGUGUAUAAACCUAAAUCUAAAAAAAUACGUACUUAAAACCGCCCUUACUAAUCACAGCGCCUCAUCUCAUCGGACGGGACAUAGUGUCGCCGUUUUAGUGUGUGAAUGAAUGUCCCCUCCAAUCCCAGUCCCAGCGAGAUAAGGUGUCGGAGUUCGUCAGCAUGGAAUAAAAACAGUUUUACUAUACGCUAGCUUAAAUUGACAGCAACACCAGCAGCUAAUUUUUGCUUGGUAUUAGUACAUGUACUAUGUAUUGUAUACUCCGCAUGUAAACAAGACUGCAAACAAGGGCCCAUAGGAGUCUUCUGUAUACAGAGAGACAUUUCAAAAGAGUGUGGGAGAGAGAGAAAAAGAGAGAAAGUGCACGUUGAAUGAGUGUAAGAUUUUAAAAUUUGCAUUACUGACUAUAAAAGAGAGUGGCAGGCAUUCAAUGUCAAUUGUUGUCUGGCCUUUUUGCCACUAUCUCCACCACAACCGUGAAUAGUAUUUCUUUGUUGCUCUUUCGUGCUGCCACCCUCAAACAACUACAUCAUCAUCUCAUCAUCCCAGGAAGAAAAAAAAGUUAACUAUCCCCACCCAAGAUGGGCUACGAUGAGGUUCUUACUCAUCUUGGCGAUUUCGGCAGAUAUCAGAAAGUCAUCUAUUUCCUCAUCUGCUUAACUUCUAUCACCUGUGCCUUUCACAAGUUGGCAGGAGUUUUUCUUCUGGCCAAGCCUGAGUUUCGAUGUGUAUUACCUUUUGAGAAUGCUUCUGAAGUGCAAUAUGGGGACUUGCCCAAAGAUCUAUGGCCCAUGGCAUACCCGAAGGAUAUAUUGGGUGUAAAGUACGAGACAUGUUCCUUUUAUGAUGUGAAUUACACUGAGGACUAUUUGAAUAGCUCCGUCCCAUUUACAACCAAUGGAACUAGGGGAUGUUCCCACUAUGUCUACGAUAAGACGAAAUAUCUAAACAGUGCCGUCACAGAAUGGGAUAUGGUGUGUAAUCGUAAUUUUCUAAGGGCCACCAGUGAUGCCUUGUUUAUGCUGGGAGUGUUGGUGGGCAGCAUUGUAUUUGGCCAAAUGUCCGAUAAAUAUGGUCGUAAGCCCAUUUUCUUCUCCUCUCUGGUCAUACAAGUUAUAUUUGGCGUCUUGGCUGCUGUUGCUCCUGAAUAUCUAACAUAUACCUGUGCCAGAUUUAUAGUGGGAGCCACCACUUCAGGGGUCUUUCUGGUGGCCUAUGUAAUAGCUAUGGAAAUGGUGGGGCCGAGUAUGCGACUUUUUGCCGGCAUAUUUGUGAUGAUGUUCUUCUCGGUGGGCUUCAUGUUGACGGCCGCCUUUGCCUACUUUGUCCAUGAUUGGCGUUGGCUGCAAAUUGCCUUGACCCUUCCCGGUUUGUUGUUCAUGUGUUACUAUUGGAUUAUCCCCGAGUCGGCCAGAUGGUUGUUGUCGAAAAAUCGCAAGGAGGCCGCCAUUGCUAAUAUCCAAAAGGCAGCCCGUUUCAACAAGGUGGAGAUAUCUGCCGAUCUGUUAAAUCAGCUAUUGGACGACAAUUCCAAAGAGGAAAAGAAACCCGCCACAGAUGAGGAGGACCAACAUCAACCCAGCGUUUGGGACCUUCUGCGUUACCCCAACUUGAGAAGGAAGACAUUGCUGAUAUUCUUCGAUUGGUUCGUCAAUAGUGGUACCUACUAUGGCCUCUCCUGGAAUACCAAUAAUCUGGGAUCUAACGUGCUGCUCAAUUUUGUCAUCUCCGGAGCUGUGGAAAUACCUGCUUACACCUUUCUUUUGUUCACUCUAAAUAAAUGGGGCCGCCGUACCAUACUCUGUGGUUGUAUGCUGGUAGCGGGCAUAGCUCUUCUCAUCACCAUUGCUAUACCUUCCGAUAUGAACUGGCUGCUUAUUACCUGCGCCAUGUUGGGCAAGCUGGCUAUAACAUCCUCCUAUGGCACCAUUUAUAUAUUCUCUGCCGAACAGUUCCCCACGGUGGUAAGGAAUGUUGGUCUUGGCGCUGCCUCUAUGGUGGCUCGUAUUGGCGGCAUUCUGGCCCCUUUUUUUAAUAUGCUAGGUGACAUUUGGAAACCAUUGCCCUUGAUAAUAUUCGGAGCCAUGGCUUUUGUUGGCGGUCUGCUCUCUCUGUUGCUGCCCGAGACUCACAACAAGCCAACGCUGGAAACAAUUGCCGACGGUGAAGAAUUUGGCAAAGCCUCAAAAGUCACUCAAUACCUGUUGGAGGAGGGCAAAGAAUUGCAGAAUAUAGAGAAAAGCGAAACUUUACCUUUGAAUGCGACCGCCCCAGCAACGGAAAGCUCAUCAAAUGCUGUGCAGCAACAAAAUGGCCAAAAUAAAUAUUAACUUAAAAUAGACUUUCAUUUAAUCCUAGCUUAAACUUAAAGUUUUAUAUAUUUUAUUUAAAUUUGUAUAUUAGUACUUAAGCGUAUGCUCAUUUGCAUAGAAACAUGAUUUAUUUUUGUUUUAGGUCAACUUUUAAAAAGUAUUUCUUAGAUUAUGUCCAUUUUUUUGUUUAUUGUCUUAACAACUAUUUCUAAGCAAUAACUACCUAACCAAUGGUGGCAAUAAACCGAAUUAUCAUUUACAAUGCACAACCACCUACCACUUAAAGAGGAGAGAAAAA
Molecule: messenger RNA, 3315 nt
Organism: Stomoxys calcitrans (stable fly)
Lineage: Eukaryota; Metazoa; Arthropoda; Insecta; Diptera; Muscidae
Product: organic cation transporter-like protein
Exons: 1
Coding region: 1287-3035 (582 amino acids)
Biological process (GO): transmembrane transport
Cellular component (GO): membrane
Molecular function (GO): transmembrane transporter activity
Source: RefSeq, a predicted model, not a curated record